Onychomys torridus (southern grasshopper mouse) is the source of this 910-nucleotide messenger RNA. RefSeq names its product ECRG4 augurin precursor (gene Ecrg4). The transcript is spliced from 4 exons. Gene Ontology annotation, biological process: anaphase-promoting complex-dependent catabolic process; regulation of cell population proliferation; central nervous system development. Bases 305 to 751 code for a protein of 148 amino acids. The record is from RefSeq and is a predicted model, not a curated record. Lineage: Eukaryota; Metazoa; Chordata; Mammalia; Rodentia; Cricetidae.
CGUGGGGCGGGGGAGCCAGCAUUCCUGUGUGCAGCCUUGUUGGUCUGUGCGUGGCAUCUGGCUUGCUGCCCUCGUCCCUUUGGCCACGCAGCUCCCUGCUCUCAGCGUUUCUCGGCAGACCCAUAGGACAGUGUGCCUUGGUGGCGCUGAACUGCAGAUUGGCUGGCAGCCCGCUGGCUUGUUGCCCACCUGGUGGGUCCCGCCCCCGGCACGGAUACCCGGAGCUCUCUCGUGGCGCCUGCUUCCCUGAGUCCGGGUCUCCCGCUCCGGUCGUCCCCCAGACACUUUGCUGCGCCCUGGCGCCAUGGCCACCUCAUCUGCGAGGCCUUCGGUCCUGGCCCUGGCCGGGCUGGCACUGCUCAUUCUGCUGUGCCUGGGUCCAGGUGGCAUAAGUGGAAACAAACUCAAACGAAUGCUCCAGAAACGAGAAGAACCUGCCCCGGCCAAGACCAAUGUGGCUGUGUCUGAGCACACAGCAAAGGAAUUCCUGGGUGGCCUGAAGCGUGCCAAGAGGCAGCUGUGGGACCGCACUCGGCCUGAGGUGCAGCAGUGGUACCAGCAGUUCCUGUACAUGGGCUUUGAUGAGGCGAAAUUUGAAGAUGAUGUCAACUAUUGGCUAAACAGAAAUCGAAAUGGACAUGACUACUAUGGUGACUACUAUCACCGUCAUUACGAUGAAGAUGCAGCCAUUGGUCCCCGCAGCCCGGAAAGCUUUAGGCAUGGAGCCAGCGUCAACUAUGACGACUAUUAAUUUAACCUCCCUUGCUGAGGUGCCACAGAGCGUGUGCCUUGCUUCAGUAGGCCUUCUCCACCCACACUGUGUGAACACUAAGGGCUAAAGGAAGGAAUAUAAGUGCCUUUUACAUUUCAUGCAUGCGCUUAACAAUGUGUCAGUUAAAAAUAGAAAUAA